This is a messenger RNA of Carlito syrichta (Philippine tarsier), 2207 nucleotides long. It is a transcript of the gene GPALPP1, whose product is annotated as GPALPP motifs containing 1. The transcript is spliced from 9 exons. The record is from RefSeq and is a predicted model, not a curated record. Lineage: Eukaryota; Metazoa; Chordata; Mammalia; Primates; Tarsiidae. The coding region runs from base 119 to 1174 and encodes 351 amino acids.
ACGUCAUCAGUCGGCGCCGGAAAAACUUCCCGCUUUCGCGGCGGAUCUCGGGAUGCCUUUUGGAUAGAGUUGACGUACGUGAUAGGCUUGUGUCUGUAACCGGUGUCCCCCACCGCGGAUGGCAAGGGACCUGAUUGGGCCGGCCCUGCCGCCCGGUUUCAAGGCCCGCGGGACAUCGGAGGACGAGGAGCGGGACCCGAGCCCCGUUGCAGGACCAGCUCUGCCCCCUAAUUAUAAAAGCAGUAGUUCAGAUUCAUCAGACAGCGAUGAGGACAGUAGUUCUUUGUACGAAGAAGGAAAUCAAGAAUCUGAAGAAGAUGACACUGGUCCAACUGCAAGAAAACAAAGGAGAAAUGAGGCUGAGGAUGAUGAUGAUGACGAUGAUGAUGAUGACGCAUUUUUUGGACCAGCCCUUCCUCCUGGAUUUAAAAAGCAGGAUGAUUCUCCUCCAAGGCCUAUAAUAGGUCCUGCAUUGCCACCAGGUUUCAUUAAGUCUACACAGAAAAGUGGCAAGGGGAGAGGUGAUCCAGAACAAGUCCCGUCAUGUCUCAACUCUAAGGAAACAGAUAGCAGCGAAGAUGAGGACAUUGUUGGACCAAUGCCUGCAAAAGAACCAGUUAACUAUAGUGUAACAACAGAGUUUGAAAAAAGGGCUCAGAGAAUGAAAGAAAAACUGACUAAAGGAGAUGAUGAUUCAUCUAAACCAAUUAUAAGGGAGUCAUGGAUGACAGAACUUCCUCCAGAAAUGAAAGAUUUUGGUUUGGGGCCAAGGACUUUUAAGAGAAGAGCUGAUGACAGAUCCGGAGACCGAUCCAUCUGGACAGAUACUCCAGCUGACAGGGAGCGGAAAACCAAGGAAACACAAGAAGCAAGGAAGUCAUUCAGUAAGAAGGAUGAAGAGUAUAUAUUGUCAGGAAGAGAUAAGAGGUUGGCCGAGCAGGUGUCCUCAUAUAAUGAAUCAAAAAGAUCAGAGUCUCUUAUGGACAUUCAUCAUAAAAAAUUAAAGAGCAAGGCUGCUGAAGAGAAAAACAAGCCACAAGAGAGACUACCAUUUGACCGGGAUAGGGAUCUCAAGGUUAAUCGGUUUGAUGAAGCUCAGAAAAAAGCUCUAAUAAAGAAAUCUAGAGAACUGAACACCAGAUUUUCUCAUGGCAAAGGCAGUAUGUUUUUAUAAGGGGAUUUCCCUGUGCAUUGAAGAAAAGUUGAAGAAUACUGUUUUCCCUGUCCACCUUUAUUUCUUUGUUUUGGGGUUCAUAAGAUUAGUGAUGACUUUAAACUUAAAAGUCAUACAAAUUUACCUUGUUCUUUGUGUUCUUUUCGGUCAUGUGGAAUCAUAAACUUAAUGUUCCUUACAUAGAAUAGAAUAUUUUGCGUGCCUUUGGCUUCUGAGGAAAUACGGGCUUUUCUUCAAAUAAUUAUUUUGAGGGUUCUCCCCCCCACCUCCUCAAUGUUUGUAGCAUCUCAAAUACCCUCUAGAAUCUGGUCAGGACUCUCCGCUGAAUCUCUGCCACAGUCUGGAUCUCCUCAUCCAUGGUACCUAAUCUUCCCUGGCAAGGGUAUGUCACAUCCUUGCAGUAAAUUUGUGAGUGUGAAACCAGUUUUUCCUUCCAAACUGCGGUCAGUGAAUACAAAUUUACUUGAAAAGAGAGAUAUGGGGUUUGUUCUGUUUUGUUAUCGAUUUGCUUGUUUUAGCACUUAGGGCUUUUUAUUUGUUGCUUGUUUUUGUUUGUUUGUUUGUUUUGAAGUCAGAAAGAUCUGGGUCAUCUCAUGUGCUAAGGAAAAGCUGUCUUGAUUUUCCUAACCCGUAAGUGUUUCUAGGGAAGGCAGUCCGAGGGACAAGAUGUGCCAUUAUAUGUCAGUAGUGUGAAGUGUGUGAGCCUUGGGGUCCAUGAUCACCGCCAAAGCUUUCUGAGUCCUGAACUUUGCUUUGGGAUGAUCUUAUUUUACCCAUUUCUAUACUGUAUUUAACAGUUUAUAGCUAAUUUACUGGGGUCAGAUCUUUUAUAUCAAUCCAGAAUAGCCUUUUUUUAAAAAAAAUAAGUUAAUAAUCCCUGAAUACAGAAAUGAAAUGGAAAAUCUGUAAUCAUAACUAUGCUAGUUGGGAUUAUUGUACAUUUGUAAUGCUUUAAGCACUGCCUCUUGCGAUGUUAAACAGAAACUUCUAUUUAAACUAUUGUUAAAUAAAGCCUAAAUGCAAACUCUGUAAA